This is a messenger RNA of Megalops cyprinoides (Indo-Pacific tarpon), 1593 nucleotides long. Its product is annotated as solute carrier family 22 member 3-like. Gene Ontology annotation, cellular component: membrane. Gene Ontology annotation, molecular function: transmembrane transporter activity. Bases 1 to 1593 code for a protein of 530 amino acids. Lineage: Eukaryota; Metazoa; Chordata; Actinopteri; Elopiformes; Megalopidae. The record is from RefSeq and is a predicted model, not a curated record. The transcript has 11 exons. Gene Ontology annotation, biological process: transmembrane transport.
AUGCCAAGCCUGGAUGAGCUUCUUGUGGAAAUAGGGGACUUUGGACCGUUCCAGAGGAAAAUCUCCCUGCUGGGGUGUCUGCCUUUGUGCCUCUUUGCCCUUGUGCUGGUCGGCGUUGUGUUUCUAGGAAACACCCCGAAGCACUGGUGCCGGGCCCCCGGAGCAGAGCUGAUCCAGGAUCAGUGUGGCUGGUCAGAGGAGCAGCUGAGGGAGCUCACUGUGCCCCUGUCGGAGCAGGGCUCCUUCAGCAGCUGCCAGCGCUACCAUGUGGACUGGAACAGUUCUGAGAUCAGCUGUGGAGACCCUGCAGGCUGGCGUCCUGCAGCCAACUCCACACUGCUGGCUUCCUGUGACGGCGGCUGGGUGUUUGAGGGGUCCCACACCACCGUUGUCACCGAGUUUUCCUUGGUCUGUAAAGACUCCUGGCUUGCUGAUCUGAACCAAGCCUUCUUGACUGGAGGGUUUUUCAUUGGAGCCCUGGUCACUGGCUAUAUCGCAGAUAGAUUUGGCAGAAAGCUGUGCUUCAUCGUCUCCGUGUUGGGUCUCGGAGCCUCUGGAGUGGCCAUUAUUUUUUCCCCAAACUACCCCGUCCUCCUGCUCUUUCGGAGUCUUCAGGGAUUCUUCGGGAAGGGGGCAUGGACGGCUUGUUACGUACUAGUGAUUGAAUUCUUUGGGUCAAACAACCGGAAGUGUGUUUCUGUCAUAUCUCGAACCUUCUACUCCAUCGGCAUGGUUAUCCUUCCCGGCCUGGCCUACUUCAUCCACUCCUGGAAGAGCCUACAGCUGGCUAUGACCCUCCCUACCUUCCUCUUCCUCACCUACUACUGGAUUAUUCCAGAAUCUCCCCGCUGGCUGCUCUCCCGCCGAAAAACCACUGAGGCCUUCACCAUCAUAGAGGACAUUGCCAAGUACAAUGGGAAAGCCCUCCCACCAAACUACAGGGAGGGCGAUAUUUUGGAGGAGAAGCAAGAGGAGAUUAAUAACCCUUCCUUCAUGGAUUUAUUCAGAACCCGAAAUAUGAGAAAGCACACUCUCAUUUUAAUCUAUGCCUGGUUCACGAGCACUGUUGUUUUCCAAGGUCUUGUGCUGCGUCUGGGGAUCACGGGAGGCAAUGUUUUUCUUGAUUUCUUCAUCUCGGCUGUCGUGGAGCUGCCGACCGGCGUGAUAUUUUACCUGGCUGUGGACCGCAUGGGUCGGCGCCUCCUUAUGGCGACCACAAACUUUGUAGGCGGUCUCGCAUGCCUGGUGGUUCCCUUCAUUCCACAGGACUUUCUCUGGCUGAAGAAAUCAAUUGCGAUAAUUGGGAGGCUUGCCGUGGCGCUUGGGUUCGAGACGGUUAACUUUGCAAACACAGAGCUCUACCCUACACCUCUGAGAAACCUUGGAGUGUCCGUGUGCUCCUCGGCCAGUGACAUCGGAGGGAUCGUCGCCCCAUUUCUGCUGUUCCGGCUGGCCAGCAUAUGGCUGGAACUGCCUCUGUUAUUAUAUGGCGUUAUGUCUGUCCUCUACAGCGGGUUGGUCAUGCUUCUGCCAGAAAUGAGGGGAGUUGAUCUACCAGAGACUAUAGAGGAAAUAGAAUCUUUGAGGAGAUGA